This is a messenger RNA of Cricetulus griseus (Chinese hamster), 297 nucleotides long. Lineage: Eukaryota; Metazoa; Chordata; Mammalia; Rodentia; Cricetidae. The record is from RefSeq and is a predicted model, not a curated record.
AUGAUGAAAUUUGUGGUGCUUGUCACCCUCGGGCUAACUUUGCUGCUAGGAGUCCAAGCCAUGCCUUCAAGUCGCCUUUCUUGCUACAGAAAGAUGCUAAAAGAUCGUAACUGUCACAACCUUCCAGAAGGCAGAGCAGACCUGACACCGAUUGACACAAACAUCCAGCAUCAUUUCUGGGAUGGGAAAGGAUGUGAGAUGAUCUGUUACUGCAAUUUCAGCGAAUUGCUCUGUUGCCCAAAAGAUGUCUUCUUUGGACCAAAGAUCUCCUUUGUGAUCCCCUGCAACAGUCACUGA